CGAUCGUUCCUCAGAGGUUUAAAGGCGAGCAGCCGGCGCUGGAGCGUCAGUACAGUUCAGCACAGUUUCAGCACAGUUCAGCACAGUUCAGCAGUGUCUCAGAGCUCCAUCCCGUGAUGAAGUCUGUCUCUGCCCUCGCUCUGCGGGCACUGACCCUGCUGCUGCUGGCAUCAGUGGCCCAAACCCAGCCCAACUACCUGCAGGACGAGGAGUGGAUCAACACCUGGCGCCAGGGCUUCAACUUCCAGUGUCCGCAUGGUCAGGCGUUAGUCGCCAUCAAGAGCUACUUCAGCCAGAGCGAGGGAUCAGACCGGCUGUGGAGUUUCGAGUGCCAGCCAACACCCUCCACGCUGGGGGAGCCCACCGAGUGCUGGUGGGACGACAUUAACCGGGCUGGUAUGGAGUGGUCCUCCACGUGUACCAGUAAUGGACUGGUGGCUGGAAUACAGAGUCAGUAUUUUCCUGCGGUGCUGGACCGAGAGUGGCAGUUCUACUGCUGCCGCUACAGCCGCCGCUGCCCGUACUCCUGCUGGAAGACCACAGAUGUUCCAGAGUAUUACAGGGAGGAGGGUGAGAUGGUGAUCCCCUCGUAUGGCUACUUCAUCAGGGGGGCUCAGACCACCUUCAGCGGAGUGCUCAGGGAUCGGCAGUGGAAAUACAUCCUGUGCAGGAUGACAGAUUUUGACUGUGCGUUUCAGAACUUCUAAACCUGAUUUGGUGUUGGUAAAAUGCCAGAACUGUACCGAUACACACAUUUAACACAUUUAAAGUAUUUAUAACUAUCAAUUUAAUGUUUACACACUGUACACAUUAUAUAAUCUCCUGUGUUAUAAUACUAACAUUUUAUAUAAUCCUGCAUGACUCAUUCUCUUCAUCUUACACUGCAUAUAUUUCACACCAGCAUGCUAAAUGCUAAAGCUAACUAAAGCUACAGAAUUCAUCAACCCCCCCCACCCCCCACCCCCCCAUCGCAGGUUACCUCAUCACUUUGCAUAAUUCAGCCAUUGAUAUGUAAAUAAAGUCAUUUAGUGAGGGUUUGCUGUGAAAUAAUCUGGUGCAGGGAUAUACAGAAGCACUAAUUUAGAUGCAUUAGGAAUUUAGUUUUCUAGAUUUCUUCAUCCAUUUAAUCUAAAACUUCAACAGAUUUUCAUUCAAGUCCUGAAAAAAAAUAUUAAGAAUAUUCUGAAUGACUUUUGUAAGUUGCUCUGGAUCAGAGUGUUCGCUAAUUUCUUUAAAUGUAAAUAUCAGAACAUUUCUCUGUGAGCUGAAUCUCAUGAGAAUGUGGAUCAUGCAGCAGAACAAUGACCCCAAGCACAGAAGUGGUUCUACCAAAGAAUGGGUAAAGAAAAAUAGAGUUAAUGUUUUAAAAUGGAACCAAGUUCUGACCUUAAUGCAAUAAAAAUGUUGUGGGUGGAGCUGAAGCAGCAGUCCACGAGGGAAACUUAUGAAUAUAACAGUUAGUGGAAACAUAUAGCUGCAGUUAUUGCUGCACCAGCGGAAACACCAGUUACUGAAAACAAACCUCCACAUACUUUUACCUUAAUACUGGACCAUUUUCUAACUUUUUUUAUUGAAUUUUAGCUUAAAUCAGAAAUAUAAAAUAUUGUACAGGUUUUACAAACUUUAAAAUAUCUAUGUUAUGAAAUAGUAAAAAUGUGUUUUUACAAGAUUUUUUUAAAAUGAAUAUAUGAAUUACCUGCUUUAACUGCUUUUAGAUGCCAAUUUACAAAAUGAUAAAAUUAUUAUAAAAUAAAAAGUGUUCUUUAUUUACAAAAAAGUAUUUACAGUUCCUGUAAUUGUGCACAGAUUACUUUUGUUAUGCUGAUUUGGGUCCUGAAAUAUAAAGUGUAAAAGAGAAAUAGAGAGGAUUGAUAUCUGUCCUGGUGAAUGUGCAGCAGUUUAUAUACUGUAUUUACAUCAAAUGUUUAAGAAACCACAUAAGCACUAAUAAAUCAGUCAUGUGUCUGGA
Messenger RNA from Astyanax mexicanus (Mexican tetra), 1969 nucleotides. It is a transcript of the gene dpt, whose product is annotated as dermatopontin. NCBI's taxonomy places the organism in Eukaryota, Metazoa, Chordata, Actinopteri, Characiformes, Acestrorhamphidae. Gene Ontology annotation, molecular function: extracellular matrix structural constituent. The transcript has 4 exons. Gene Ontology annotation, cellular component: extracellular matrix. Gene Ontology annotation, biological process: collagen fibril organization. The coding region runs from base 117 to 707 and encodes 196 amino acids. The record is from RefSeq and is a predicted model, not a curated record.